UUUUGGUUUAAAAAAAUUACUUUCGUAUUUUCCGGAUAUCACAAAAUUUUUUUUUCUUCAAAAAUUCACGAAAAUGGCUGAAUCCAAUGUUUUGGAGAACGAAAAGCCUACCAAAGGUAAUAAAGUUACAAAAAUAGUUCACCAGCAGUAUAGAGUUUUGGAGGAUACAGCAGAUGAAAUAGCUACUCUUCCUCCAAAGAGUUAUAAUGAACAAUUGAACAAAUUGGCAGUAAUGGAUGAACAGCUUAGUACUUUUUUGAAGACUGCAAAGAGUUUAAUGAAUGUGUAUUUAGAAGGUGUAAAGGAGUGGCGGGGAGUACUUAGGAAGGAUACAUCCAUGCAUCCAAAAAUUGUGGAACUAAUGAAAGAACGUAAAAUCAGUACCACUAAGCCAUCCACUAAGCCAUCAAGCGACUUUACACCUCAAGCCGAGAACGAGGAUGUCGAAGAAUUAAAUUAAACUCAAUUUUAUUGCCUGUAACAAUUUGAAAUUGACAUGGCCUUCCAAAAUUUUUCAAAUAUUUUAUAAAUUUACAUCUACUUAUAUGUCAAUUGUUAUGACGUAGGAAGGAGCAAUGUAGAAGAAAUCAAAAAUGACACGAGGUGCAUCCUUGGUUUUAUCAUGAAAAACCAAGUAUUUUUUGGAAAAAAUUUGUAAUCUAUUAACUUAUCUCACAUUUUGAAUUAUAUUGGAGAGAUACCUUCUCUCGUUCGUUAUGCCAAUCUUGUUCACUUACUAACAUAUUAAAGACCUAAUAAUAAAUAGCGUAGAAAAAAAAA
This is a messenger RNA of Teleopsis dalmanni, 780 nucleotides long. RefSeq lists its product as uncharacterized. The record is from RefSeq and is a predicted model, not a curated record. NCBI's taxonomy places the organism in Eukaryota, Metazoa, Arthropoda, Insecta, Diptera, Diopsidae. Bases 74 to 460 code for a protein of 128 amino acids. The transcript has 4 exons.